This is a messenger RNA of Panthera uncia (snow leopard), 4745 nucleotides long. RefSeq names its product C2 calcium dependent domain containing 5 (gene C2CD5). Gene Ontology annotation, biological process: positive regulation of vesicle fusion; positive regulation of protein targeting to membrane; intracellular protein transmembrane transport. The record is from RefSeq and is a predicted model, not a curated record. The transcript has 28 exons. The coding region runs from base 194 to 3541 and encodes 1115 amino acids. Gene Ontology annotation, cellular component: plasma membrane. Gene Ontology annotation, molecular function: calcium-dependent phospholipid binding; calcium ion binding. NCBI's taxonomy places the organism in Eukaryota, Metazoa, Chordata, Mammalia, Carnivora, Felidae.
AAGUAGGGGUGGCAGAGGCUCCACGGGAUGCUGACUGGCUUUUGCUUCUCUUACCAGCACUGUGGGACCGGGGUAGAAGAAUCCACCGGGACCACUCCUCCGGCUGCCUCUCCGGAAUGAGGCUUCAGCGCCCGCGCGGGACAGCCCCCUUACUCAUCCGAGAGAGCCCGAGGAGAGGCCGAAGCCGAGAAAGAUGCCUGGGAAGCUGAAGGUGAAAAUCGUGGCCGGGCGCCAUUUGCCAGUGAUGGACCGAGCUAGUGACCUGACUGAUGCCUUCGUGGAGGUAAAAUUUGGUAAUACCACCUUUAAAACAGAUGUGUAUCUCAAGUCCCUCAACCCUCAGUGGAACUCAGAAUGGUUUAAAUUUGAGGUGGACGAUGAAGAUUUACAAGAUGAACCUCUACAGAUCACAGUUCUUGACCAUGACACAUACAGUGCAAAUGAUGCCAUUGGUAAAGUGUACAUUGAUAUUGACCCUUUACUCUACAGUGAAGCUGCAACAGUCAUCUCAGGGUGGUUUCCAAUUUAUGAUACCAUACAUGGUAUCCGUGGGGAAAUCAAUGUAGUUGUAAAAGUAGACCUCUUCAAUGAUUUAAAUCGAUUUAGGCAGUCAUCAUGUGGAGUCAAAUUCUUUUGCACAACAUCUAUUCCAAAGUGCUAUAGAGCUGUAAUAAUUCAUGGGUUUGUAGAAGAGCUUGUAGUCAAUGAAGACCCAGAAUAUCAAUGGAUUGAUCGAAUUCGUACACCAAGGGCAUCAAAUGAGGCCAGACAGAGACUCAUUUCUUUAAUGUCAGGUGAACUGCAGAGGAAGAUUGGCUUGAAAGUACUUGAAAUGAGAGGAAAUGCAGUUGUUGGGUACUUACAAUGUUUUGAUCUGGAAGGCGAAUCUGGGUUAGUGGUACGCGCCAUAGGAACAGCAUGUACACUGGAUAAACUAAGUAGCCCGGCAGCAUUCCUUCCUGCAUGUAAUUCCCCAUCCAAAGAAAUGAAGGAGAUUCCCUUCAAUGAAGAUCCCAAUCCCAAUACUCACUCAUCAGGACCCUCAACCCCUCUGAAAAACCAAACUUAUUCCUUUUCACCUUCCAAGUCCUACAGUCGACAGUCCUCUUCUUCUGACACAGAUUUGAGUUUGACACCCAAAACUGCACCUUACCCACAGGGGCCUAGGAUUUACCUGUGUCCCAGCUCCCCCUCUCUCUCUUGUGGUUCCCUUCAUCUUAAAAAGUCCUGUCUCCUCCUCUCGGAGUCUAGCCUUCCCCCUCAUCACUCUAGCCUUGUCAGCCCAGUUCUGAGGAAAAGUGUUUCUUUCAGUGAAGAGCUGUUCCUGGCUGCUUCUGGAAUGGGAAGUGGUAGUGCUGGAAAAGAAGGGGGGCCGUUUAAAGCUCUUUUAAGACAACAGACUCAGUCAGCACUGGAACAAAGGGAAUUUCCAUUUUUUACCUUGACGGCAUUUCCUCCUGGAUUUCUCGUGCAUGUUGGGGGUGUUGUUAGUGCACGUUCUGUGAAGCUUUUGGACCGCAUCCACAAUCCUGAUGAACCAGAAACUCGAGAUGCGUGGUGGGCAGAAAUCAGACAAGAAAUAAAAUCACAUGCUAAAGCAUUAGGCUGUCAUGCUGUAGUGGGCUACAGUGAAUCAACUAGCAUCUGUGAAGAGGUCUGUAUUUUAUCUGCAUCCGGCACGGCAGCUGUACUGAACCCUAGAUUUCUGCAGGAUGGCACCGUGGAGGGCUGUUUGGAACAGAGGCUAGAAGAAAAUUUGCCUGUAGGUUGUGGAUUUUGCCACAUACCAUAUGACGAACUGAAUAUGCCAUUUCCAGCUCAUCUCACAUACUGCUAUAACUGCAGGAAACAGAAAGUUCCUGAUGUUCUCUUUACAACUAUUGACCUCCCAACAGAUGCAACAGUUAUUGGAAAAGGUUGUCUUAUUCAAGCAAGGUUAUGUCGUUUAAAAAAGAAAGCACAGGCAGAAGCAAAUGCCACAGCUAUCAGUAAUCUGUUGCCAUUUAUGGAAUAUGAAGUACAUACUCAGCUAAUGAAUAAACUAAAACUGAAAGGAAUGAAUGCUUUAUUUGGACUGAGAAUUCAGAUCACAGUGGGUGAAAAUAUGUUGAUGGGCUUAGCGUCGGCCACAGGUGUGUAUUUAGCUGCUUUACCAACGCCCGGUGGUAUUCAGAUUGCUGGGAAGACUCCUAAUGAUGGCUCCUAUGAACAGCACAUAUCUCAUAUGCAAAAGAAGAUAAAUGACACAAUUGCUAAGAAUAAAGAAUUAUAUGAAAUUAAUCCUCCGGAGAUAUCCGAAGAGAUUAUAGGGUCACCCAUCCCGGAACCUAGACAGCGCUCAAGACUUUUAAGAUCUCAGUCAGAAAGCUCUGAUGAAAUUACAGAAUUGGACCUUUCACAUGGGAAAAAAGAUGCUUUUGUUUUGGAGAUUGAUGACACAGAUGCUAUGGAAGAUGUACAUUCUCUGCUUACUGAUGUUCCUCCCCCUUCAGGCUUUUAUAGUUGUAAUACAGAAAUUAUGCCUGGUAUAAAUAAUUGGACAUCAGAAAUACAGAUGUUCACAUCAGUAAGAGUAAUCCGAUUAAGCAGCCUUAACCUGACUAAUCAAGCCCUUAAUAAGAACUUUAAUGAUCUCUGUGAAAAUUUGCUCAAGAGCCUGUAUUUUAAACUACGGUCUAUGAUCCCCUGCUGCCUUUGCCACGUAAAUUUUACAGUAUCUCUGCCUGAAGAUGAAUUAAUACAGGUUACAGUCACAGCAGUUGCAAUAACUUUUGACAAAAAUCAGGCUUUACAGACCACAAAAACACAUGUUGAAAAGUCAUUGCAAAGAGCCUCUACAGAUAAUGAAGAACUUCUGCAGUUUCCACUGGAGCUCUGUUCAGAUUCGCUUCCUUCUCAUCCUUUUCCACCAGCUAAAGAACACCUGGAGAGUGCAAGUUCUAACUCAGGUAUACCAGCUGCACAGAGAGCAACGUCAGUUGAUUACAGUUCCUUUGCAGACAGAUGCAGCAGCUGGAUAGAGCUCAUUAAACUGAAAGCUCAGACCAUAAGGCGCGGAUCAAUUAAGACAACUGUCACCGUUGAAAAAGCAAGUCCAAUGGGUGAAGGAAAUUUCCGGAACCGUUCUGCUCCACCUUGUGCAAAUUCUACGGUUGGGGUUGUUAAGAUGACACCUCUUUCUUUCAUUCCUGGAGCAAAAAUAACUAAAUAUCUUGGGAUAAUUAACAUGUUUUUUAUCCGGGAAACCACUUCUCUUCGUGAGGAAGGAGGAGUCAGUGGUUUUCUCCAUGCUUUCAUUGCUGAAGUGUUUGCAAUGGUGAGAGCUCAUGUCGCUGCAUUAGGAGGGAAUGCUGUUGUCUCCUACAUAAUGAAGCAGUGUGUCUUCAUGGAGAACCCAAAUAAAAACCAGGCACAGUGUCUUAUAAAUGUAAGUGGUGAUGCAGUGGUUUUUGUUCGUGAAUCCGAGUUAGAAGUGGUAUCAACCCAGCAGCCUACCGCCAACUGCCAGCCAUCAUGUACUGGAGGAGAAGUUACCACCUGAAGUAAAUUAGAAAGAGUUCAACUAAAUGAAAUUCAUCUGUCUCCAUUGUUUUGUCUUUAAUUAUCUUACUGGACUUUUAAAAGUGAACUUAAUUUCAGAUCAUUAAGAGAGAAUUGGUACAUUUUGAGUAGAUUUGAUUUGUCUCUAAUCUCUUGGAGGCAUGAGAAUUUUUAAACCAUGGUGUUUUGUUUGCCAAGCCACGCCCCAUGAAAUCUUGACCCUUCACUAAGUUCAGAUAGAUUUCUCAGAGAACUGUAGCAGAAAUGGAAGCUGUCUGUAAUUUAUGUUGACUUUAAUAAAAUCAUACUUUGAAACACAAAAUGGUGAGAUUAUCAAGAAAUUAUAAUAACUAUGCUGGUGUAAUUGAGAGAAAUGAAGCAAGAAAUUUACAAAUUGUUAAUGAAUAAAUAAUAUGAUUUGAGGAAUGUGUGGGAAAAUGGAGAAAAGUUUUGAGAAAUCUAUGUGUGUUUCUUAAUGCGUUUUAUUUUGAUAACUGAGUUUGGAAUUUGGUAACAACUGAAGGGGAAGAGUGCUUCAGCCAUCUUUUAAAAAGUUAAAAUUACUGUAACUUGGAUCCAUAUUGUGUCCUAACUGCUGUAAAAGAAAAUGUAAUUUAUUAGAACGAGUGUCCUUCCAUUGAAAGUUUUAAUAAUGUUUGUAAGGAGGGAGGAAGAAAUUAACUACAUAACUUUAUAACUGGCCAAAUUUUGUUAGUGUUUUUGUUAGUGUUUAAUUUGUCUAGAAGAGGCUUGGCUUCAACUGGGAAGAAAAAGGUCAGUGAGUUUUGUUGAAGUAGUUAAAAUAUAAUUGACCUAGUAGGAGUAUAAAGUUAUUUUUAAUAGAAUCAUACUGCACUCCUACCAAAUAAACAGAACUAUAUCUUAGGCAUUUUUGAUGGUAAGUUAGAUUGUAUUUGGCAUAGAAUUUGGAGAUGUAACUUGAAUGUAAAUAUGCUGCAGAGUGUUGAAUGUAUACGUAGAAACACCUUUUCUGUCAAUGCCAAAUACCUAGUGCAAAUGAACCUUAAAAAGUACAUUCCUCCUUUGCACAAUAAAAUUUCUGUAUAAAACUCGUGAUUUCGCUCUUUCAGGAUAACAAACUACCCUAAAAAUUAGGAAUCAAUUCCUUGUUAUCACAGGUGUCAAUAUUUUUCUGUAUUUUGUUUAUAAUUUUAUUUUUUAAAUAAAAAGUUUAUAAACUGGAA